Messenger RNA from Gorilla gorilla gorilla (western lowland gorilla), 3033 nucleotides. Its product is annotated as leucine-rich repeat-containing protein 74B. Bases 331 to 1509 code for a protein of 392 amino acids. The record is from RefSeq and is a predicted model, not a curated record. Lineage: Eukaryota; Metazoa; Chordata; Mammalia; Primates; Hominidae. The transcript has 9 exons. Gene Ontology annotation, molecular function: protein binding.
UGCUGGAACCGCCUAGGGGAGGCAGGGGGAUAAACGGAGCAAGGCGCCCAAUCCGGUGCAUGGUCUGUGGCGCAUGCAGUGUAUCAGCCCGGGCGAGGAGCCUCAGCACAAGCCGGCCACAGUUUCUACGGCAACCGACAACACCGGGUUGCCGGGGCGACCGCCGCGGGAGAGCGCGUCGCUAUUGGCUCUGGGGGGUGCCUGUUGCUGGACGGCACAUUCGGUUGGUCAGCGCAGCCGAAGACUCCGCCCACAAUCCCGGGCCGCGCUCUGGGCGCGGGGUCAAGCUGUCUUCGACUCAGUGUCUGAGACUGCGAGAGGGUCGUAAACAUGAGGGGUUCCUGCGAGAGGUCUGGGGAGGAUGAAGAGCAGAAAGAAGAGGCUAUGGCGGCCUGUGGGCGUCUUUCAGGGGUCCCCGAGGCCGAGCAGGGUCCCGAGGCCAACUGGGACUCCGACCUGGAGACGGAAGGCACCAAUGGGCUUGGAGAACUGGUCAGGGACACACUGUACCUGAGGUCUUGCCGGGCCCAUAGUGUUGUGCCCAUCUCCUGCUUUCUGCGCCAAGGGAGCGCCCAAGAGCUGAACCUCCGGCACCGUGGCCUGGGGCCCCAGGGCGCCCGGGCUCUGGCUUCCUCAUUGAGCUCCAAUCCAUAUGUCAAGCGGCUGGACCUUCGAGACAAUGGGCUCUGUGGGGCAGGUGCAGAGGCUCUGGCAGGUGCCCUGAGCAAAAGCAGCAGCAUCUGCGAUGUGGACCUGUCGGAGAACCAGCUGGGAGUGGCAGGAGCCCAGGCCCUCUGUGCCGCCCUUACUGUGAACCAGGCCAUGCGGAAGAUGCAGCUGUCAGGGAAUGGCCUGGAGGAGCAGGCGGCCCAGCACCUUGCCGAACUCCUGCUGGCCCACACAGACCUGAAGUCCCUGGACCUGAGCUACAACCAGCUGAAUGACCAAGCAGGGGAGACACUUGGACCAGCCCUGGCAGAAAACACAGGACUCACCGAGCUUAACGUGAGCUGGAAUCACCUCCGGGGCCCAGGAGCUGUGGCAUUUGCCAGGGGACUGGAGGCAAACAUCUUCCUUAAAGUUCUAGACAUCUCAUACAAUGGCUUUGGGGAUCCUGGAGCCUCUGCGGUGGGUGAGGCUCUGAAGGCCAACAACGUGUUGGAGGAACUCAACAUGAGCAACAACCGCAUCUCUGCGAUGGGAGCCCUGAGCCUGGGCCUGGGCCUCCGGGUCAACCAGACGCUGAGGAUUCUUGUAGUGUCCAGGAAUCCCAUGCGAAGUGAAGGCUGCUUUGGUCUCCUCAAGUCUGUCCAGGACAAUCCAGCCUCUGCCCUGGAACUGCUGGAUUUCUCAGAUAUCCAGGUGAACGCAGAGUUUGAUGGCCUUGCUAGCUCAGUGAAGGGAAUUCUUCCAGAACUCUGCAUAAAGACUGGCACUUGCAGAGUGGAGUAUAAACAGGAGUUGCUGCCAGUCUUCAGAUCAGCCCUGCCAGCGUCUGUCCCUAAGUGACCUUGGAGUGUGGCUUCCUCAUCUCCAAUCAGCUGCUUCGACCUCCAGGGUGAGGAGCUCUUUGACUCACGAGGCCUUGUUACCACUUGUGUCUGCACUGAGUCCUCACGUCAGCUGUGUGCUAAGUCCACACGGUGCUCACACACCUGUACCCUCCUCUGUGCCCCAUGGGCCCUGCACUCAUCUGGGCCUUCAUGUGCUCUCACUCAUUCCCCUUUUGCUCUCACACAAACCCCUACUAAGUACUGCACAUUGAACUGGGCAUGGUAUCCAAGAUGCCCAAGCAAGUCCCUGCCCUCCCCAUGUUCAUGUUCUGGUGACCUCAGGAAACUAUUAAAAUAUAAGGAGGGGUGCACACUCUACUUUUGAGAAUGCAAACGGGCACAGCCUUUUUGGAAGGCAAUUUAUCAUCAUGCACUGAGAGCCUCAAAACUGCCUGUGCCCUUUGAUACAAUCAUUUGACUAAUGUGCUCUAGAGAAAUAACCAGAGAUGCAUAAAAGAUUGAUGCCUAAAGAUGCUCAUGGGGCCAGACGCGGUGGCUCACACCUGUAAUCCCAGCUCUUUUGGAGGCCUAGGUGGGUGGAUCCCUUGAGGUCAGGAGUUUGAGACCAGCCUGACGAACAUGGUGAAACCCCAGCUGUACUAAAAAUACAAAAUUAGCCAGGCAUGAUGGCGCACACCUGUAAUCCCCGCUACUCAGGAGGCUGAGGCAGGAGAAUUGCUUGAAUCCUGGAGGUGGAGGCUGCAGUUCUCACCAUUGCACUCUAGCCUGGGCAACAAGAGCAAAACUCUGUCUCAAAAAAAAAAAGAUGCCCAUGGAAAUGCUGUUUAUCAUAAUGAAAAUUGGAAGUGUCCCCAAUAACAGGGGAUUGGCCAACUAAAAUUUGGAUAUGUUAAAUGUUAAAAGCAAAUGUUAAAAGCCACAUGCUCAAAGAACACUUAAUAAUUCAUGAAAAUACACAUGAUUAAUGUUAAGUGAGAAAAUUGGGAAGAAAAAUAUCACAGGCAGCUGGGUGCAGUGGCACGUGCCUGUAGCCCCAGCCAUUCAGAGGCUGAGGUAGGAGGAUUGCUUGAGCUCAGGAGUUGGAGACCAGCUGGGGCAAUAUAAUAAGACCCUGUCUUUAAAAAUCAAUCAAUCAAUCACAUGGCUUAUCUGACAGUUCCUCAAAAGCUUAAUCAUAGAAUUACCAUAUAACCCAUUAAUUCCAUUCCUAGGUAUAUACUUAAAAGAAAUGAAGACAUAUGUCCCCACAAGAACUUGUGCACGAAUAUCCAUAGCAACAUUAUUUAUAAUAUUCUAAGAGUGAAAAUGCCCACCAGUGGAUAAAUACAAUGUGGUAUAUCCAUACAGUGGAAUAUUAUUUGGCAAUAAAAAGGAAUUUGAGGUGAUAACAAUGUUCUAAAAUGUAUUGUGGUGAUGGCUACAUAACUGUGCAUAUUCUAAAGGCAAUUGAAUUACAGAUACUUUCAAUGAAUGAACAGUAUGGUAUGUGAAUGACAUCUCAAUAAAACUGUUUCGAAAA